AAAGCUUCAGUCGAUUCCGAAUCCCAAGGAACCGGAAGCAGGGAGGAGGACCGACGGAAGGACUGAUGACCUGCUUGCAGGGCAAGUCUUCACCAAUUCUUGAGAUUCCUCUAGCUUCGUGUAAGCAGCAGCGACGGGGACAAUAUACAUCACGGAUUUGCAAAAUCCGAGGAGGCCUACUUGACUUUUGUUUACGGCCCUCCCAAGUUAUUGACACGAUGCCGAACAACACCCAGUUCUGUCCCGGCAGCACCAGCCUGGUACCUGUAUGGGUAGACAACGGCCUCAACCGCUGCUUUCUGGACACCGUCGUCACUUCCGUCCUCCUCUUCCUCAUUCUUGUCCCCGGGGGCGUCCAGAUCCUGCUGUUUCUGAGGCGGGCGGUGCUUGUUGAGCAGCGGUUCAGGGUGAGACCGCUGUGGUUCCGUCUGCAGGUGGCGCUGUCGGUGCUGAUGGUGCUGCAGUACGGCACGAGACUGGCUGUGCUUGGAGUGUUGGGCAAUGAGGACGACAGAGUAGACCUGUACGGCUAUAUGGAGCUCAGUGCCUGCUUCUCUAUGGCUUGCUAUCUCAUUUCCAUCGUCAUACUAACCAUGGAGAGAUCUCGCACGAUGAUGAGCCGCCGCCGACAGGGCCACGGAUUCGUCCUCCUUCUUUUCUGGACGUUGGCCUUCGUCAACGAGAAUCUGGCCUUCAUCUCGUGGCUGAGCCCCCACUGGUGGUGGGGUUUUGACAGUGAAGUUCAGCAGGCCGAGCUAAGCCUGUGGAUCGUGCGUUAUUUCUGCACGCUGCUGCUGUUCGCUGUCGGGCUCAGGGCGCCGGGCUUACCACGGAAGAGCUACACCUUGCUGAUCAAUGAAGAUGGCAAUGAGGAACAAGAAGUCCCCUUAAUCGCUACAGAUGACUCAACAUCCCGGCAGAAGUCCACCUGGGCCGACGCGUGGACCAAGACCAAGAUGGUCUUCCCGUACGUCUGGCCCAAAGGCCAUUACCUACUGCAGCUACGCAUCGUCCUGUGUAUCUUUAUUCUGGUUGCGGCACGUGUCGUUAACGUGUACGUGCCCGUCCUGCAUGGAGAAAUAGUCGAUGCCUUGACGCCCAUCGCUAAGGGGGACAGAGUGCAAUUCCCAUGGCAACUGAUUUCUAUAUAUGUCUCCCUGAAGUUUUUGCAGGGGAGUGGCUCAGCUGGUAUUGGUCUCUUGAGCAAUGCCCGUGCCUUCAUCUGGAUCAAGGUAUCUCAGUACACAACCAAGAGUAUUAUGGUGCGGCUCUUUGGGCAUUUGCACAGCCUUUCCCUGAAGUGGCAUCUGAACCGCAAGACCGGCGAGGUUCUUCGCAUGAUGGACCGCGGCACAACCAGUAUCAACAGUUUGCUGAGUUACAUCAUCUUCCAGAUAGUUCCCACCAUCGCCGACAUUGUCGUUGCCAUUGUCUAUUUUAUCACCGCCUUCAACGCCUGGUUUGGUCUGAUUGUCCUUGUUACCAUGACGUUUUAUAUUGCUGCCACUAUCGCCGUCACGGAGUGGAGGACCAAAUACCGACGGGAGAUGAACCUGGGGGACAAUAAGAUGAAGCAGAAAGCUGUAGAUUCCUUGCUGAACUUUGAGACGGUCAAAUACUACGGAAAUGAGGAUUUUGAGGUCAGCGUUUACGACGAAUCCAUCACGUCAUACCAGCGUAGUGAAUGGAAAUCCAUAGCUUCACUGGUCCUUCUGAACUCGGCACAGAACAUCAUCAUCACGUCGGGCCUGUUAGUUGGAUCGUUGCUGUGCGCUUACUACGUCAGUGAGACUAAACUCACGGUUGGUGACUAUGUCCUCUUUGCUUCGUACAUCAUACAGCUGUACGGUCCUCUCAACUACUUCGGAACGUAUUACAGGAUGAUUCAGCAAGCAUUCAUUGACAUGGAAAACAUGAUCGACCUUUUGAAAGAAAAGCAAGAUGUUGCAGAUUUCCCUGAUGCUAAGGAUCUCCAAGUCAAAAAGGGAGUGGUGGAGUUUGACAACGUCAGUUUCGCCUACAAUGUAGAAAAGCCCAUUCUCAAGGGAGUCUCUUUCGCUGUGCAGUCUGGCCAAACCGUCGCACUCGUGGGGCCCUCGGGUGCUGGCAAGAGCACCAUCAUCCGUCUCUUGUUCCGUUUCUAUGACAUCCAAGACGGCCAGAUCAGGAUUGACGGCCAGGACAUCAAAAAGGUUAGCCAGCAUUCCCUGCGGAAAGUCGUCGGAGUUGUGCCACAGGACACAGUGCUCUUCAACAACGACAUCAGGUACAACAUCAGCUAUGGCAAAAUAGGCAGCAGCGAGGAAGAGGUCAGCACUGCAGCAGAGGCAGCCGACAUCCACACCAGGAUCCUCUCCUUCCCCGACAAAUACAAGACAGUGGUCGGAGAGAGAGGGCUGAAAUUGAGCGGAGGUGAGAAGCAGCGGGUGGCCAUCGCUAGGACCAUCUUGAAAGCUCCUGAGUUUGUGCUCCUAGAUGAGGCGACGUCGGCUCUUGACACAAAAACCGAACGGAACAUCCAAUCCUCGCUUGCAAAUGUCUGCGCUAAUAGGACAACCAUUGUGGUAGCCCAUCGCCUGUCCACGGUCAUCGGUGCAGACCAGAUACUGGUUCUGCAAGAGGGCCACAUCAUUGAACGAGGAAGACAUGAGGACCUCCUGCAGCUGAACGGCGUGUAUGCCGACAUGUGGCUGCAGCAGCAGCAAGCCGAGGAAGAAGACGAGAACAAAAGCGGGGACGAAGACGACUCCACGGGGUCGGGACCGGAAAAGCUUGACUGAGACAUCCGUAGGUGAGAUAUAGAACCACAGUACCCGGGCACUGGUCAAAUAGCAAAGGCCAUGUCUGGAAAGUGUCUUCAGGAACCAAUUAGGAAUUAAAUGUACGGUCGAUCGAGAUUCACAUGCACAUAUCGAAAAUUGAUUAUGAGUUUUAAAAGGGACAUGACUAUGUCCUGUAAUACGCCCAAUUGGGCUACGAAAUGCGUUUUGAACAAAAUGAUGUCAAUCGGAAAGCACGUUUAAAAGUAAGAUAUAAACAUCCACACUAUCCUUUAAAAACUGUUUUUUGUGUGUGUUAUUCUUGUGUUAUUCGUGCGAGAACAAAUUUCGGGGUCCACUUUUGCAACCCCAAAAAAUCGGGCUGUUCAUGCUAGUUGUGAUUCCAGCCGUAAAGUGCUCGCCUUCUGUGGACGUAUAGGAAACCACAUUUGUGCAUUGGUGCUGUGUGUAAUUUAUGUGACACACACAACAUGUAUCGUGCAUUGAAUGAAAAUGGCAGGAAAAACGUAUGCAUAGUCUGUUGUGUCCGAUGUAAACAAGCGGGUUUUUUGUUGUCUUUUGUCGGGAAUAGUAAGAAAUUAUGUUAUUUUCCUUUCAGUUUCAACUACACCUUUUAAAUAAUGUUAGUAAACAAUCCAAUACAUGACAUUUUUGGGAUAUCGGGCCGUAAUGCCCCUUUAACAAAAUACUAAGAACGUCAUGUGUGUAUCGAUGUAGCUUUUGGAGGUAGCUGACUAUAGUUGAUAUUUUAAAGAUUUUAAAGAUGUAAACCUACGCAGUUAAAAUAAAAUCGCUCACAAUUUUUCGAAUAUUUGAAUGAGAAAAAUCCUGUUCAGGUAUUCAGUGGAUGACCGAACAUUUGAAUAUUCGGUAUAUUUUGACCAGCCCUAUCAGGUACAAAUCUUUUAGAGACUAACUCAAGAAAAAUAUGGUUUAUGCCCCCCCCCCCCCCCCUUAAAAUUUUCCGUUUUAAAUUUGUUCCAAAUUUUUCGGGUAGCCCCCCCCCCUCCAUUGAAAUCUUUCUCGCUUAGUUACUGGUCGACUCAUAAUCGUUUACAAAACUGUAUUAGCUCCUCCAUGGUGCCAUGGAACAUGUGGAAUAAGAAUGGUCCGUAGGAAGGUGGUUCCUUAAACUUGUUGCCCUACAAAUGCGGGUGGCGGAAUGAAAGAUUAAUAGGCCAAAAUGGGCCUUCCACGGUCCACCAGUAUUGCUACAUAAUGUGUAUGUCAUGCAGGGAGGAAGUAGAGAAGCCAUAUAUAUUGGAACAAAAUGUUAUAGAUGUCUUAUUUAGAAAUAGCCAACUUCGGUUGUUUAUGCUAGAAAAUGUUUAGUCUGGGAUAGGCUCGAAUGCGGAGAUGAUGACCUCAUUUUUCUUUUGUACAUAAAUGUGUUACUGCCGAAAAGACACAUCAUUUGUGAUACUUUGACGGAAGAUGUUGGACUUAUAUGCACCCAGCUUUGAAUUAUGUGGAAUUUUGAUAGCAGGAAAUGGGCCUUUGAUGCCGAAUUCUGCGGUUUGGAUGAAAUAAUGGAUCGAAUGAAGAAUAGUGGAAUUGAGGAAUUAAGAAUAAUGGAAUUACGUCCGCUCCAGCCAGACGGAAUUGUGGGGUGAUAGCAUUGUGUUCCCAUUAUCCCUAUUUCUAAAGAUUCUCUUCUGGGGUGAUGUUUUUCUAUUGUGAAAAUAGUGGGGUGAUGUGUCCUGAAAGGAACAUCACCCCACAAGGGGGGUAUGGUCAGAACGUCCCCACAAGACUUUAAAAUUGUGAUUUUUGUAAAUACCAAUUUAAAAGAAUUGAAAAUCAUGUGUUACUGAAUGGUACCGCAUGUUACUUUUCUAGCGUAUGUUAAUGGAGGGGCGUUUAGACUAAUGGUUAAAAAUUCAAAUGAUUAUGAUGCUAUAAUCAUGGACAGGUUGAGGUUUGGCGUGUAUGGUAUUGGAGAUACAAUGUAACAAAAAAUGAUAAGACAAGUUUUUGCACCGUAAAGACCGUCUAACGUUUCAGUAGCUUACACCUUAGCGGUGCAUUAUGUGGGCUCAGUACGAGUAUGGAUGUAAAUUUCAUUUGAAAAAAUCUUGUCAAAAUUUUUGUUGAAUAAAAAUGACACGAAAGAUUU
Messenger RNA from Patiria miniata (bat star), 4896 nucleotides. RefSeq names its product ATP-binding cassette sub-family B member 6, mitochondrial-like (gene abcb6). The record is from RefSeq and is a predicted model, not a curated record. Lineage: Eukaryota; Metazoa; Echinodermata; Asteroidea; Valvatida; Asterinidae. The transcript has 21 exons. Gene Ontology annotation, cellular component: membrane. Bases 66 to 2780 code for a protein of 904 amino acids. Gene Ontology annotation, molecular function: ATP hydrolysis activity; ABC-type heme transporter activity; ATP binding. Gene Ontology annotation, biological process: heme transport; transmembrane transport.